AUGGUUGCCUCGGAAGAUCCCCAGAAGCAUAACAACGAUGACUUCAAGUUGGAGAAAAUCUUUGCCGUCAAAGAUAAAGUAGCUCUUGUUACUGGUGGUGGGACUGGAAUCGGCUUAAUGGCUGUCCAAGCUCUUGCCGUUAAUGGUGCCAAAGUGUACAUUACAAGUCGGAGUGAUGAGAAGCUUGAUCGAGUGAGAGACACGUAUGGGCAGAACAUUGCCGGGCAGAUCAUCCCAAUCACAGCAGAUAUCACCUCGAAGGCCGACAUUAAGAGACUAGUUCAAGAGAUCUCAUCCAAGGAAAGUAGACUCGAUAUUCUGAUCAACAAUGCGGGCAUCUCCUCUAAAACGCACCAAACCGAAGCGGAGUCCGCAGAGGAGAUGUCCAAGAACCUCUUUGAUCCUGAGGAUGCAACCUUUGAAGAUUGGGUAGAGACAUACCGCACGAAUGUUCCUCAGCUCUAUUUCAUGACCACGGCGCUGCUGCCUCUACUGCAGGCCGCGUCUGAGGCUACUCCAUCAUGGUCAGCAACUGUCAUAAACAUUUCCUCGAUCUCGGGGCAAGUGAAGACACCCCAGCAUCAUUUUGCAUAUAAUGCUUCCAAAGCUGCUGCCAUACAUUUGACGCGCAUGCUCGCCAGCGAAGUUGCAGCUAAUGGACUCAAGAUACGCAUCAAUGAUAUUGCACCGGGUGUUUUCCCAUCAGAAAUGACGGCCGGAGAUAGUGGAGCGAACCAAAAGAGCCAUAUUCCUAAGGAGAAGUUCGAGGGUAAAGUACCUGCAAACCGCCCGGGUAAUGACCGCGAUAUGGCUGCCGCGGUACUAUUUGCUGCUACCAACCAGUAUUACAACGGACAAACGUUGACGGUUGACGGUGGCUACACUCUCCAGGCAGGUCGCUGA
Molecule: messenger RNA, 903 nt
Organism: Pseudovirgaria hyperparasitica
Lineage: Eukaryota; Fungi; Ascomycota; Dothideomycetes; Acrospermales; Acrospermaceae
Product: NAD(P)-binding protein
Exons: 3
Coding region: 1-903 (300 amino acids)
Molecular function (GO): oxidoreductase activity
Source: RefSeq, a predicted model, not a curated record